Molecule: messenger RNA, 15837 nt
Organism: Sceloporus undulatus (fence lizard)
Lineage: Eukaryota; Metazoa; Chordata; Lepidosauria; Squamata; Phrynosomatidae
Gene: ZFHX3
Product: zinc finger homeobox 3
Exons: 10
Coding region: 1130-12355 (3741 amino acids)
Biological process (GO): regulation of transcription by RNA polymerase II; brain development; regulation of neuron differentiation
Cellular component (GO): nucleus
Molecular function (GO): RNA polymerase II cis-regulatory region sequence-specific DNA binding; DNA-binding transcription factor activity, RNA polymerase II-specific; zinc ion binding
Source: RefSeq, a predicted model, not a curated record
AAAUGCCACUUUCUAUCCCAAAAAGUACAUUCAUUUUUAGCACUGAAUAAGUCAGUGAAUAUGGCAGAUUGUAGAACUCACAGCAAGGAGGAAGAUGGGGAAAUUAUUUGUUCUAGCCUGCAAGAAUGGCAAUUACAAAGGUUUCGAUACAUUACUGGUCUAAAGGAACUUGCCCAAGCUCUGGAAAACAUAGCAGCGGUAGGCUCCAAGCUCCCAAAGGCAAAACCACUCUGUGGACUGAGCCCACCUUUAUCUGUACCUCAUUCAGGACCAAACAGUCUCUUUCACCAGGCAUCAGUUUAGGACAGAAAUAGCUUCAUUAGAAUUAGGUGGGAAAGAGUCUGACCCUAAAACCCUGGACAGUCUUUCCCAGAAGUUUCAUGGAGACAUUGAAUAGCAGGGGGAGCAGAACUGAAACCUGAGGGGACCCCAAAGGCCAGCAGCCAAGAAGUCAAACAGGAGUCCCCCAACACCUCUUUAGGGGUUCCCCCUCUGGGAAGGAACAAAACUGCUGUAAAACAGUGCCUCUAAGUCCCAUCCUGGCAAGGCAGGCUAGAAGGAUGCCACAGACGGUGGUAUUGAGGGCUGCUAAGAGGUCCAGCAGAACCAACAGACCCACACUCCCCUGGUCCAGUUCCCAGCAUAGGACAUCCACCAAAGUGACCAAAGCUGUCUUCCUCCCAUAACUGGGCCUGAAGCCAGAUUGAAAUGGAUCCAGAUAGUCCAUCUCCUCCAGACACCUCUGGAGCUGGGAGGCCACCAUGGGCUCUAAUACCUUGCCCUAAAAAGAGGAUAUCUGAGACCAGUCAAUAAUUGUCCCGUAGAAUGGGGUCCAGGUAGAGCUCUUUAAAUGUGAAAUGAGGCUGUGAGAGUAGGAGCCCAAGGGCAGGAGGAGGGGAGAGCAUGGCUUCAGGUUCCCAGGCAGUGCUCUCUCUAACCGAAGGCCAUUGAUUUUACAGGAAAACAUGUUUACAGACAGUGCCAUGAUCGACCUAACUAGUUGACUUCUGACUCCUUAAGUAAGAGCUACCUUUUCCUAAUGACUGACUGGUGGAGGAAGAGGAAUUAGCACUGGAUGCGGAGGUCCAAGCCGUACUGGGGGCCAUGAACGCUCCAUGCAGGCCAUGCCAUGGAAGGCUGUGACUCGCCGGUCAUCUUGGGGAAGGACAAUGGGUGUGCUCUCUCUCAGCACCAGCAAUGGAGUGAAGUCGGUGGCCUGCACCUCCCCAGCACAGCCGCUAACAUGGAGCCCUCUGCGGUGGAGAACCACGGGGCCCUAGACAGCCGGCGGGCUUCUUUCCGAGAGUCCUCCCCAGAAAGGGCCGCCAGCGCUGAGCCAGCCAGCAAGGAGGUCGGCUGCAACGAGUGCUUGGCCUCCUUCGCCAGCUUGCAGAGCUACAUGGAGCACCACUGCCCUGGCGCCCAGCCCCUCAUCCCACUGCAGGUGCACUGCGAGAGCGAGACUGGCGAGGAAGGAGAAGACGAGAGCGACGUGGAGAACCUGGCUGGGGAGAUUGUCUACCAGCCGGACGGUUCAGCAUACAUUGUCGAAAGCCUCAGCCAGCUGGUCCAGAGUGGGGGCUCCUGUGGGGCUGGCACCGGCACCAGCGGUGGGACGCUGCCCUCCCUUUUUAUGAACUCUCUCCCCGGCGCGGGAAGCAAGCCAGGCGAAGCCGCCGCCACUACGCCCGUCUACCCACAGAUCAUCAACACUUUCCACAUAGCCUCAUCCUUUGGGAAGUGGUUUGAGGGCUCAGACCAUGCCUUCCCAAAUACCUCAGCCCUGGCAGGGGUCAGCCCUGUCCUGCACAGCUUCCGCGUUUUUGAUGUGCGCCACAAAAGCAACAAGGAUUACCUGAACAGCGACGGUUCUGCCAAAAGCUCCUGUGUAUCCAAAGAUGUUCCCAACAAUGUGGACCUGUCCAAAUUCGAUAGUUUUGUGCUGUAUGGGAAGCGGAAGCCCAUCCUGAUGUGUUUCUUGUGCAAACUCUCCUUUGGGUACGUCCGUUCGUUCGUGACCCACGCGGUGCACGACCACCGAAUGACUCUGAGUGAGGAGGAGCGGAAAAUUCUUAGCAAUAAGAACAUCUCCGCACUCAUUCAAGGGAUAGGCAAAGACAAAGAACCCCUUGUAAGCUUUCUGGAACCAAAAACCAAAAACUUUCCACGCCCUUUAGUCUCCACCGCUAACCUCAUAGGCCCUGGACACAGUUUCUAUGGCAAGUUCAGUGGGAUCCGUGUGGAAGGGGAGGAGGGUGCCCAGAUGGGGGCUGCCGGUGGAGUCGAAGCACCGCAGCCAGGCCUCUUGAACCUCGGAGGGCUAACCAGUUCAGCUUUGAAGACACCAAUUACCUCAGUGCCCCUGGGCCCACUGGUUUCGAGCCCCCCUGGCUCUUCGGAAGGGAAGGACCCUGGCGGGGUAGUAGUAGUAGUAGAGCAUGAGAAGCAAGACCUUGUUGACCAGGACAGCCUCUCAGAGAAAGCAGAGCCAGCUGGGGAGGAGAUGGACAUGGAUGAGGAGGAGAUGGAGGAGGAGGAGGAGGAAGAGGAGGAGGAGGAGGAUGGGGAUGGGGAGGAGGAGGAGGAUGGGGAGGAGGAGGAGAUGGAGGAGGAGGAAGAGGAGGAGGAGGAAGAGGAAGGGUGCAAAGGGCUGUUUGCAAGCGAGCUGGAGGACGACCUGGAGGAGAGGCCUCCCGAAGAGUCUGGGUCUGUUUCAGGCGGUGGCUGCAGCCCAAAGGACCUUGCUCUCUCAAACCAAAGCAUUUCUCCCUUAAUGCCUAACGUGCUUCAGACGAUGUCCCGGGGCACAGCUUCUUCUAGUUCUAAUUCUGCUUCUUCCUUUGUCUUUGAUGGUACAAACAGGAGGAAUUGUUUAAGCUUUAACAGUGAAGGCAGUGAGGGCAGCCGGAGGCUGGACUUCAGCGAAGAAAGUGCCAAUAAAGACAAUGCUUCACUAACAGAACCAAAUGAGAGCCUCGAGGGCGAGGACGGGGUCUGUACGGCCCAUCACCAGCACUUGGGGCCCCUCUGUGAGCUGGCGGGUGGGGAGUGCCCCUCGGGGAGUGGCGUGGAGUGCCCCAAGUGCGACACCGUCCUUGGCUCCUCGCGCUCGCUUGGCGGCCACAUGACCAUGAUGCACUCACGGAACUCAUGCAAGACGCUCAAGUGCCCCAAGUGCAACUGGCACUACAAGUACCAGCAGACGCUGGAGGCCCAUAUGAAGGAGAAGCACCCAGAGCCCGGGGGCACCUGCAGCUACUGCAAAAGCGGGCAGCCUCACCCGCGGCUCGCACGGGGUGAGAGCUACACCUGUGGUUACAAGCCUUUCCGCUGCGAGGUUUGUAACUACUCCACUACUACCAAAGGCAACCUCAGUAUUCAUAUGCAGUCUGACAAGCAUCUCAACAACAUGCAAAACCUGCAAAACGGGGGUGGGGAGCAAGUUUUCAGCCACAAUGCUGGAGCUGCCGCCGCAGCUGCCGCCGCCGCUGCUGCCGCUGCCGCAGCUGCAGCAGCAAAUAUUGGGAGCAGCUGUGGGACCCCCUCCCCCACCAAACCAAAAAGCAAACCUACCUGGCGGUGUGAGGUGUGUGACUAUGAGACCAAUGUUGCCAGGAACCUCCGCAUCCACAUGACCAGUGAGAAGCACAUGCACAACAUGAUGCUGCUUCAGCAGAACAUGAGCCAAAUGCAGCACAACCGCCACCUGGGCCUAGGCAGCCUCCCUGCCGAGGCAGAGCUGUACCAGUACUACCUGGCACAGAACAUGGCCCUGCCCAACCUGAAGAUGGACAGCACGGCCUCCGAGGGGCCCUUCUUGAUGGGCGGCUUCCAACUGGAUCCCAGCAACGCCAUUGCCUCCCUGGCCCCGUCUCUGGUGGGAGGAGAGAUCCCCCUGGACAUGCGUCUCGGGGGUGGGCAGCUGGUGUCUGAGGAGCUCAUGAACCUGGGGGAGACCUUCACACAGACCAACGACCCCUCACUGAAGCUCUUCCAGUGCGCUGUGUGCAACAGGUUCACCACAGACAAUUUGGACCUGCUGGGGCUGCACAUGAACAUGGAGCGCAGCCUACCAGAGGACGAGUGGAAGGCCGUCAUGGGGGAUUCUUACCAGUGCAGGUUGUGCCGCUACAACACGCAGCUCAAGGCCAACUUCCAGCUCCACUGCAAGACGGACAAACAUGUGCAGAAGUUCCAGCUGGUGGCACACAUCAAGGAGGGGGGCAAGGCCAACGAGUGGAGGCUCAAGUGCGUGGCCAUUGGGAACCCGGUGCACCUGAAGUGCAAUGCCUGUGACUAUUACACCAACAGCCUGGAGAAGCUGCGGCUGCACACUGUGAACUCCAGGCAUGAGGCCAGCCUGAAGCUCUACAAGCACCUUCAGCAUCACGAGAGCGGCAUCGAGGGUGAAAGCUGCUACUACCACUGCGCCCUCUGCAACUAUUCCACCAAGGCCAAGCUGAACCUCAUCCAACACGUGCGCUCUAUGAAACACCAGCGGAGCGAGAGCCUGCGCAAGUUGCAGCGCAUGCAGAAGGGGCUCCCGGAGGAAGAGGAAGACCUGGGCCAGAUCUUCACCAUCCAGAAGUGCCCGGCACCCGACGCUGAGGAGUUAAUCGAAGAUGCCGAAGGACCCAGUGAGGCAGCCGCGGACCCCGAAGAGCCUGCGAAAGACCCUGAGAGCGCACUGGACAAGGACCAGCUCAAAUGGACAGCACAAGCGACGCAGGCUGAGAAGGAGCUGACAGAGGCCCCGGCAUCUUCCAAACACAUUCCAUUUCCAAGGAGCUCUGAGUCUCCUGUUACCAAAUGGCCCAAAACAUCAGACGAGACAAAACUGGAGCAGAUGUAUCAGUGCCCAUACUGCAAGUACUGCAACACAGACGUGAACCGGCUGAGGGUGCAUGCCAUGACGCAGCACUCCGUCCAGCCCAUGCUUCGGUGCCCGCUAUGCCAGGACAUGCUCAGCAACAAAAUCCACCUGCAGCUGCACCUCACCCACUUGCACAGUGUGUCCCCUGACUGCGUUGAGAAGCUCAUUUUAACGGUGACAACUCCAGAGGUCAUGAUGCCCAGCAGUAUGUUCAUCCCGGCUGCAACGCCAGAUCAAGAUGGGAAUGCCAGCACGGAUGAGGCUGCCAAGCUAUCUGAGACCUCCGAGGAACUGGGGAAAGGCUUGCUGCUGCCGCCGCCACCACCAUCUGAACAGCUGGAGCGAUUGGGAGAAGCAAAGCCACCAGACCAGCCCUCCGCCAGAGAAGACGCGGGCUUUCUCUGCUGGAAAAAGGGCUGCAGCCAGGCAUUCAAAAGCUCCACUUCCCUCCAGGCCCAUUUCAAUGAAGCACACACCAAGCGGCCCCAGCUGCCUGUCUCUGACCGGCACGUCUAUAAGUACCGCUGCAACCAGUGCAGCCUGGCCUUCAAAACCAUAGAGAAGCUCCAGCUGCACUCCCAGUACCAUGUCAUCCGUGCCGCCACCAUGUGCUGUCUUUGCCAGCGCAGCUUUCGCACUUUCCAGGCCCUCAAGAAGCACCUUGAGACCAGCCACCUGGAGCUGAGUGAAGGGGACAUCCAGCAGCUGUACAGCGGGCUCUUGGUCAAUGGAGACCUCCUGGCCAUGGGCGAUCCGUCACUGGCCGAAGAGCACACCCUGCUUGGCGAAGAGGACAGAGAGGAGGAGAGCGACCCAGAGGACAAGCAGAGCCCCACUGGGAGUGAUGCUGGCUCUGUGCAGGAGGACUCUGGCUCAGAGCCAAAACGGGCUCUCCCCUUCCGGAAGGGGCCAAACUUCACCCUGGAGAAAUUCUUGGACCCGUCCCGCCCAUACAAGUGCACCGUCUGCAAAGAAUCCUUCACACAGAAAAACAUCCUUCUGGUCCACUACAACUCUGUCUCACACCUGCACAAGCUGAAACGAGCCCUCCAGGAGUCCAGCACCGGCCACCCGGAGCCCACCAGCAGCCCUGACAACAAGCCCUUCAAGUGCAGCACCUGCAGUGUGGCCUAUAGCCAGAGCUCCACCCUGGAGAUCCACAUGCGCUCUGUCCUCCACCAGACCAAAGCGCGAGCGGCCAAGCUGGAAGCAGUGGGGGGAGGCCCCACACCUGCAGCUGCUAGAGGCAGUUGUGGCAGCAGCGGCAGUGGCGUCCCCCUGGCCUCCUCCACACCCAGCCCAGUGACCACAAGCUCCGCAUCCACCAUCCCUGCUGUUGCCCCAACUUCUUUCACCACGACCUGCACAAGCAGCACCAGUGCAGCCCCUGUCCCAAGCCUGCUUGGCCAGAUCUCAUGUGACAGCACAGGGAUCCCUCUGCUCAGCACCCCUCUCAGUGCCAGCACCGCCUCUGUGGCCACUUCUGGCUCAUCGACGGAGCCCAAAGAGACCAACCGGAAGAAACUGGCCGACAUGAUUGCAUCCCGGCAGCAGCAGCAGCAGCAGCAGCAAGUGCACACCUUGGCGCAGGCCCAGGCCCACGUUCAGGCACAGCUCCAGCAAGAACUGCAGCAGCAGGCUGCCCUUCUGCAGUCCCAGCUCUUCAACCCAACCCUUUUGCCCCACUUCCCAAUGACCACUGAGACCCUCCUCCAGCUCCAGCAGCAGCAGCAGCAGCAGCAGCAGCAGCUCCUGUUCCCCUUCUAUAUUCCAAGUGCAGAGUUCCAGCUGAACACAGAUGUGAGUUUGCCUGUGACCAGUGGGACCCUCACACUGACCGGGACCGGGCCCAACCUGCUGGAUGACUUGAAGGUGCAGCUGCCCCAGCCCAGCCACACACAGAUGCUGCUGCAGCAUCAACAGCAGCAGCAGCAGCAGCAGCAUCCCCCUCCGCAACCUCACUGCAUCCUCCAGCAGAGCCAGCACCUGGAGAAGAAGAGCAAAGCCCUUGGGAAGGAAAAGGAGGGGCAGAGGGAAAGUGGAGAGAGAGGGGAUUGCAGCCCCGCCACAAAGGAGCUUCCCCCCAACACCUGCCUGAAGCCCAAAGACAAGCCGGAGGCAGCGGCAACGGCAAGCACAGUGGCAAUGGUGGGCCCAUCAGAACCUUCCCUGCUUCCUCCCCGCAUUGCAUCAGAUGCACGUGGGAAUGCCACAAAGGCCUUGCUGGAGAAUUUUGGGUUUGAGCUGGUCAUCCAGUACAACGAGAACAAGCAGAAGGUGCAGAAGAAGGCAGGGAAAACAGAACAGGGAGACAGCUUGGAGAAGCUGGAAUGUGACUCCUGUGGCAAGUUCUUCUCCAACAUCCUCAUCCUGAAGAGCCACCAAGAGCAUGUCCACCAGCAUUACUUCCCUUUCAAGCAGCUGGAGAGGUUUGCCAAGCAGUACCGGGAGCAGUACGACCAACUCUAUCCACUGCGGCCGCAGACGCCAGAGCCGCCACCGCCGCCACCGCCACCGCCACCACCCCCGCCGCUGCCUGCCGCACCCCCCCAGCAGCCCUCCACGCCCACCAUCCCAGUUUCAGCUCCACCCAUCACCUCUCCCACCAUUGCGCCAGCGCAGCCGUCCCUGCCCCUCACUCAGCUUUCCAUGCCCAUGGAACUGCCCAUCUUCUCCCCACUGAUGAUGCAGACCAUGCCUCUGCAGACCCUGCCAGCACAGCUGCCACCACAGCUGGGUCCUGUUGACUCUUUGCCUGCAGACCUGGCCCAGCUGUACCAGCACCAGCUCAACCCGGGCCUCUUGCAGCAGCAGCAACAACAACAACAGAACAAGAGGCCCCGGACGCGCAUCACUGACGACCAGCUCCGGGUCUUGAGGCAGUACUUCGACAUCAACAAUUCUCCAAGUGAGGAGCAGAUCAAGGAGAUGGCGGAUAAGUCUGGCCUACCCCAGAAGGUGAUCAAGCACUGGUUUCGGAACACUCUCUUCAAAGAACGCCAGCGCAACAAGGACUCCCCGUAUAACUUCAGCAACCCUCCCAUCACCAGCCUGGAGGACCUGAAGGUAGAUUCGCGGCCUCCCUCCCCAGAACCUCAAAAGCAUGAGUACUGGGGGAGCAAGAGGUCCUCUCGCACCCGUUUCACGGACUACCAGCUUCGGGUUUUGCAGGACUUCUUUGAUGCCAACGCCUACCCGAAGGACGAUGAAUUCGAGCAGCUCUCUAACCUGCUCAACCUGCCUACCCGGGUGAUUGUGGUGUGGUUUCAGAAUGCACGGCAGAAGGCCCGGAAGAAUUACGAGAAUCAGGGAGACGGGAAAGAUGGGGAGAGGCGGGAGCUGACCAAUGACAGGUAUAUCCGAACGAGCAACCUGAAUUACCAGUGCAAGAAGUGUAGCCUCAUCUUCCAGCGCAUUUUCGACCUGAUCAAGCAUCAGAAGAAGCUGUGCUAUAAGGAUGAGGAUGAAGAGGGCCAGGAGGACAGCCAGAAUGAGGACUCUAUGGAUGCUGCAGAACUCCUGACACCCACCAGCUCUUCAUGCAGCACCCCAAUGCCUUCCCAGGCCUACAGCACCCCCACACCUUCCGGCAACGCUGCCUGCUCCUCCUCUUCCUCUUCUUCCUCCUCCACUUCCUCCUCCUCCUCCUUGGCCUUCCUCCCACAGGUCACCCCUGAGGCUGAUGAAGACUCUGCCACGUACAACUCCCAAGCAGAAGCAGCAGAUGAGAAACCAAAGCAACCUGAACCUCCAAGUACACAGCAAAACCAAACUCCAGAGAAGCAAACGCAACCAAAGCAGGAGGUGCAGCAGCAAGACCAAGGAGGGCCCAAGUCUGGCUUGGUGCACCCAAAGGCUUCCCCACCCACCUUGCAGCAGCCAGCCCAGCCUCCUCAGUGCAUCCUGCCCCAGUCCAGCCCCACCUCGCCACAGCUCUCCCACCUGCCCCCCAAGCCUUUGCACACUUCCACUCCCCAGCAGCUGGCCAACCUGCCUCCUCAGCUCAUCCCUUACCAGUGUGACCAGUGCAAGCUGGCCUUCCCUUCCUUCGAGCAUUGGCAAGAGCACCAGCAGCUCCACUUCUUGAGUGCCCAGAACCAGUUCAUCCACCCCCAGUUCCUGGACAGGACACUUGAGAUGCCCUUCAUGCUCUUUGACCCCAGCAACCCCCUCCUGGCCAGCCAGCUGCUCUCUGGGACCCUUCCCCAGCUGCCUUUGAGCUCUGCCACGUCGCCCUCCACGCCCAGCUCCACCGUCAGCACCCUGAAGAGAAAGCUGGAGGAGAAGGCCAGCGCCAGCCCUGGGGAAAAUGACAGCAGCACCGGCGGGGAGGAGCCCCAGAGGGACAAGCGUCUUCGGACCACCAUCACCCCUGAGCAGCUGGAGGUCCUCUACCAGAAGUACCUGCUCGACUCCAACCCCACUCGGAAGAUGCUGGACCACAUCGCUCACGAGGUGGGCUUGAAGAAGCGCGUGGUGCAGGUCUGGUUCCAGAACACCCGGGCCCGAGAACGGAAGGGCCAGUUCAGGGCAGUGGGCCCUGCCCAAGCUCACCGGCGGUGCCCCUUCUGCCGGGCACUCUUCAAAGCCAAAACAGCCCUGGAAGCGCACAUCCGCUCCCGGCACUGGCACGAAGCCAAGCGGGCUGGGUACAAUUUGACCUUGUCUGCCAUGCUCUUAGAUUGCGAUGGAGGGCUCCAGGUGAAGGGAGACCUCUUUGACGGGGCUGGCUUUUCCCACCUGCCAAUUCCUGGUGGCAGCAGUGAUUGCCAAGGCAUCCCCCUCUCCCCCAUGGGCAAGUCCCUGGAGCUCUCCCCUCGGGCCCUGCUGAGCCCAUCCUCCAUCAAGGUUGAAGGGAUGGAGGACUUUGAGAACCCCUCCAUGUCCUCUGUCCACCUGAGCUUUGACCCAGGCAAGCUGGACAACGAUGACUGCUCCUCCGUCAACACAGCCAUCACAGACACCACCACGGGCGAUGAGGGCAACGCAGACAAUGACAGCGCCAACGGGUUUUCCACAGAAGCCAAAUGUGGAUCGGGACCGAGUGAAGGUCUGACCAAGGCCGCCAUGAUCGCCAUGUCAGAGUAUGAGGACAGGCUGUCUUCUGGCCUGGUCAGCCCAGCGCCCAGCUACUAUAGCAAGGAAUACGACAAUGAAGGGAUCGUGGACUACAGCGAGACCUCCAGUCUGGCAGACCCCUGUUCGCCCAGCCCUGGCACGAGCGGCUCGGCUAGUAAGUCUGGAGAGAGCGGGGAUCGGCCAGGGCAGAAGCGCUUCCGCACACAGAUGACAAAUCUCCAGCUGAAGCUGCUAAAGUCUUGCUUCAAUGACUACCGGACACCCACCAUGCUGGAGUGCGAGGUCCUGGGCAACGACAUUGGGCUGCCCAAGAGAGUCGUUCAGGUUUGGUUCCAAAACGCUCGUGCCAAGGAAAAGAAGGCCAAGCUCAGCAUGGCCAAGCACUUCGGCAUUAACCAGGCGAGUUACGAGGGACCCAAAACGGAAUGCACUUUGUGUGGCAUCAAGUACAGCGCCCGCCUGUCUGUGCGGGACCACAUCUUCUCUCAGCAGCACAUUUCAAAAGUGAAGGACACCAUUGGUAGCCAGCUGGACAAAGAGAAAGAGUACUUUGACCCGGCUACGGUCCGGCAGCUGAUGGCGCAGCAGGAGCUGGACCGGAUCAAGAAGGCCAAUGAAGUCCUUGGCCUGGCGACCCAGCAGCAAGGCCUGUUUGACAGCCCCCCUCUUCAGACGCUGAACCUCUCGGCCACCUACCCAGCGACGCUUCAGGGCAUCCCGCCUGUCCUUCUGCCUGGCCUCAACAGCCCCUCCUUGCCCGGCUUCACUCCCUCAAACACAGCUUUAACGUCUCCCAAGCCCAGCCUGAUGGCUCUCCCUGGCACAAGCGUCCCCUCUCCUGGGCUUCCCACAUCUGGAUUACCAAAUAAACAGCCCUCGGCCUCACUGAGUUCCCACACCCCAGCAGAAGCCCUGGCAGCGGCAGCCCCCCAGCCCCCGUCUGCCCCCCGAAAGGACAAGGAAAGCGAGAAGGCGAAAGAGAAGGACAGAGCCUCCAAGGGCAAGGGGGAGCCCCCUCCAGCCCCCAAGAAGGACAAAGCAGAGGCUCCUGUCCUGGCCCCUGCCCUCUCUGCUGCCAUGCUGCCCACCGUGGAGUACUCUGUGGAGCCCAGCCAGCUCCAGGCUUUGCAAGCAGCAUUGAAUUCGGACCCCACAGCUUUGCUGACGAGCCAGUUCCUCCCCUACUUCGUCCCGGGCUUCUCCCCCUACUAUGCCCCUCAGAUCCCGGGGGCACUGCAGAGCGGGUACCUCCAGCCCAUGUAUGGCAUGGAAGGGCUGUUCCCCUACAGUCCAGCUCUGUCGCAGGCCCUGCUUGGCUUGUCCCCAGGCUCCCUCUUGCAGCAGUACCAGCAAUAUCAGCAGAGCCUGCAGGAAGCCUUGCAGCAGCAGCAGAGGCAAGCGCAGCAGCAGCAGCAGCAGCCACCAUCGCAGCCACCGCCGCAGCCGUUGCAGCAGCAAAAAUUGCUCCAGCAGCCCCCGCAGCCCAAAGGAAGCCAAACCCCCACCCCCUCUGGGGCUGCUACCCCAGAAAAAAAUCCUGCCAAAGAACCCCCCAAACAGGAAGAGCAGAAAAACGCACCCCCUGAGGCACCCCCCCACCUGCCCAAGCCCCCAGAAGAGCCUGAGGCAGAAAGCAACGGGGCCGCGGACUCCCUCUGCGACCCCUUCAUUGUCCCAAAGGUGCAGUACCGGCUGGUCUGCCGGAAAUGCCAGGCAGGCUUUGGCAGCCAGGAGGCGGCCAGCGACCACCUGAAGUCCCUCUGCUACUUCGGCCAGUCCGUGGCGAAUCUGCAAGAGAUGGUGCUUCAUGUGCUUGCCGGCGGCAGUGGCAACAGCAGCUCGUUCCAGUGCGUGGCGUGCGAGAGCACGGUGUGCGGGGAAGAAGCCCUCCGGCAGCAUCUCGAGUCUGCCCCGCACAAACAUCGAACAAUCCCAAGAGCAGCAAGAAACGCCAAAGAGCACCCCAGUCUAUUACCUCACUCCGCCUGCCUCCCCCAACCUAGCACCACAUCUACCUCGCAGCCUGCCGCUCACUCAAACGACAGCCCCUCUUCACCCCCUUCCUCCCCCUCCUCCACAGCAGCAACAUCCCCCCACGCCUCCAGGAAGCCCUGGCCCCAAGCGGCCGCCCAGGGGUCCGCCCCAGGGAAGCCCCCUCUGCCGCCGCCGCCUCCUCCUCCUCCUCCUCUCUCCUCAUCUUCAACGGUUACCUCAAGUUCAUGCAGCACCUCAGGGGUUCAGCCCUCGAUGCCAACAGAUGACUAUUUGGAGGAGUCUGACUCGGAUCUUAGCCAAAAGUCGGACCGACCGGCCAGCCUGGCCACAGAGACGCCUGACCAGCCGAACUGCCCCAAGGACAGUGGUCUCGGUGCUGGCGUGGAAAUGGACACCUUUAGAUUGUAAGCUUUGAAGAUGAACAAUUUAAAAAAAGAAAUGAAUUUUAAAAAAAAUAUUAACAAACCAAUUUCAGAAACAGACUAACUGCAAUUCCAAAGCUUCUAACCAAAAAAGAAAAAUAGAAAGGAAGAGAGGAGUGUGGGCUGUUUUCCCAUAGAACGAUGCCGGCAGACGUUUCUUUUUGCAUUUUGGCUGAUGGGAGGUAGACUGGAUCGACCCCAAAGGCACGCGCCCCUCUGGCCUCUCCAGUGUCUGUCUGUCCGUCCGUCCGUCUGUCCGUCAGUCUGUCUGUAUGUGGAGCUCCAGACCCCCUCCUUCAGUAAUAACGCCCCCCACCCGAACCCCAAGAGCACAGCAGAGGCCGGCAUAACUGUAUGGGAAUGCAGACCACUGCUCACAGUUUUAAAUGUCUUGCUGUCUUAGCAUUCAGAACCAAUGGCUUGAUAAAAGGAAAGAAAGAAAGAAAGAAAUGUAACGUCUUUUUAUUCUCAGGUCAAUCGCUCACACUUUGUUCGGUUUUCAGAAUCAUUGUUUUAUAUAAAUAUAUAUAUAGAUAUAUAGAUAUAUAAUUUCUUUUUCGGUUUUUAAUUUUUUUUCCCAAAAAGAAAAGGAUUUUUUUUGGUUGUUAAUUUAAAAACGGGCAGAAAGUCUUCAUAAGAGAAACAAUGUGAACUGAGUUCAUUUUCUGGGGAUCUGAAGGGUAGCUUUUCUGCUGAAGCCAAUUUCGAGGGGAAAGUUCAGCACUCGACUUUUCAGAGGAAGGAAAAGCAACAGCAAAAGAGUGUCAUGGACUUGGAGCUCAAAAUGCGUUUUAAAAAACAACUGACUUUCUGUAUUUAUGAUAGAUAUGGCCAUUUUUGGUGUUGAGUAGAUUGUUGCAUUGGAUAUGAACUGAAGCAGUCUGGUAGAUUUAAAAAGAGAAGAAGAAGAAGAAGAAGAAGAAGAAGAACCCCUUUGUGUACAUUUAGCUUUUGUAUGGUCCGGCUGACGGCUUCUCAUUUGAUGUUGUCUUGUCCAUUCCUAGCCAGGUAGGUCCCGACCCACCGAAGAAGCAGCCGCUUCCCGCUUUGUACCUUGGCCCUUCCGCCAUCCCUACUCUUCCACUUCCUUCGGCCGCCGCCGCCUUCAUUUCUUGGAGGGCGGCUGCAGAAUUAUUUUGUAAAAACUAAAGGGGUUUCCAAGGGGUCAGUAGCAUCCCUUGCAGAAUAUUUUUGUUGGGGUUUGAAACUUUUUAAGGUGUAUACAUGUCUGUUACCCUUGUGCACUUAACUCUGUCUUCUUCUCCUCCUCCUCCUCCUCCUUUUGUUCUUCUUCUUUAACUUCCUUUCCUCGUUUUUUAAAAAAUGCUUCAGAAGACACCGUUUUGGAAAUGUCGGCCUUCGUUUGGGUCACUUUCCCAAGGACUUUUUCCCUCACGUAUCCUGUGCUUGUUGCCCGCAAAGGGGGGCUUUGUUGUUUUCCCUGUUUUGUUUUUCUUUCCUCAAAAGAGAUUCAUGCUUUAAAUAAAAUCCAAAGACAACCCUUUUCACCGCUGGUGCAGAAUGAGCAAGAAGGAUUCUUUUGACUCCAGGGUUUCUUUCUGUGUUCAGCCACAGUUCCACAAACCAAAGAGGCGUCCUCUCAGGCGGGCGUCUCACAGGUCUGGGCCCGGGUGCAAGCGGGAGACGAGGGAGCAAAAAGCAUGGCAUGGCAUGGCAUGGCAUGGCAUGGGGGGGUCUGGUGGGUCCCCCCUUUCUCCUCCUGCCCCACACCCUUCCUUCCAUCUGCUUCCCCUUUGUGGCAUCUUCUCUCCGGACGUUGGAAGGAUAACUUUGUGCUGCUACCAGGUAGAUUUGGGGGCUGGGGGGCAGUGGGGCUGCCUUGCCACUUUCUGGCCCAGAAGCCCAGCUGCCCUUGCCUCCCACCCUCCGUUUGCAUGCUUCAAAAGGGAACAUAGACUGUGAAUGCAGGGAGGGGGCUGCCCCUCAUUGCCCCUUUCUGCCCUGGCCAUCCCCUGACCGUGUCCUGGCACCUUCGGGGGUCUGACCAAGGGCUGCCCCUUCUUCUCCGGCCCCGGACUUCUCCUUCCACCCCUUCUUGGCUCGGGUGCUCAGCCUUCAGCUGUGGUGCACAUUUCUGGCCGGAGGGGAGGCAGUGGGCAAUGCCCUCCUCCUUCCCCCGGACCCGGACCCCCGGGUUGCAUGGACACAUGGUUGGCGCACAGCGGCCAGCCUCCCGCCGUCACAUAUGUUUGUGGUUGUUGUUGUCGGAAGCAGGCGCAAGCCUUGGGCUCAGACAUUGCCGCCUCCCUUUUAACAAAGAUCCUUGUAUUUCUCCCUUGCUUGAGAUGAACAUUUUUUAAAUUUUAAAGGUGUACAGUUUUUUGAGUUUCCAUUAUUUUAACUUGUUUGUAAUUCUAUGAAAAAAAUAUAUAGAUAUAUAUAUAUUUUUUGCCAUUUAACUGUUGUAUGUUACUCUGUACCAUAUAGAAGUUCUGUUUUGUUUUGUUUUUGGUUCCCUGUGUGGUAUCAGUUGCCAGUUUAACACUAGCUUUACCUGCCAGGUUUGGUGGUCUGCUUUGAAAUCAUUCUGUUUCCAAAUCCCCCCCCCCUCAAAUCACUUAAUGCCACACACGGCCCCCUCCCUCCCUCCCUCCCUCCCUCCCACGUGUGUUUCACUGCAUUUCCCAAUAUCCCCAGGGCGAAGGAUGGAGGGGUCUGCCAGGAGAGGGACCUCUGCUCUGGAAGGGCCUAAGGGGGCCGCCUGAUGGGCAACCUCCCAUUUGCCCUCUGCCACUGCCCUCCCUGGCCACUCCAUUGACCCUCAGCCCUGCACCAGGACAGACUCAGGCCUCCCUCCAUUUUGGGGGGCAGGAGGGUCCUCCAUGGCUGCCCCUCCAGGUACCACACCCCUGGCCUCCAUCCCCCUCUUUCCCCAGGAUCCCACCUUGGUCCCUGAGAUGCUGGGCUCCAAGGGGAGGAAAGGAGGGUCGGGGGGAGCGCUGGCAGAGAAUGGGGUGAGGGAUCCCCAUGUGGGUUGGCAUAGUUGGCUCUCUUACCGCAGAAGCAGGACUGCUGGUGGCCGGUCGGUCGGGUGGACGGCACGGACCCUCCUGUCCACUGUGAGACUCAAAAUGUUAGUGACUCUUUUUCAUCUGUUCAAUUUGGGGGGAGGCAGCUGGUGGGGGGCCUGACAAGUCUUGAUAAAACGGAAGGCAUACAUGAGGUGAAGAGGUAUAUGAACAGCCUUUGCAAUGUACAAAAACUAGAGCAAGUGAAACCAAAAAUGAUGUUCUUGAUGUUUUUUCUAUAAUGUAGUCUUGUUAGCUUUUUUGUUACUGUAACAAUGCUGAUCUCGAACUGUACCAAAACUCUUGGAGAUGGACAAACAACAAAACAAAAAACACCACACGGAACUCUAAACAACAAGAAAAGAUUUUGUCACAAAACACUUUGUUGUCAUAGUUAAGUUGAUUGUAGAUGGUAAUUGAAUAUACUCCUUUGAAAAUA